AUGCACUCGCUUUCAAUUCUGAUUUCCCUGUUUACUCUGUUCUAUAUUUCUGUUCUGCCUGCUUCAUUUCGUUUCAGAGUUCGCGAUCAACGAGCUCAUCCUGAAGAUGAGAAUCCGAUCGAAACGCCAGUAGCGGCGACCGGUAGCAUCAAUUCAGCGAAUAGCGCUUCAACAUCGACUCUCACACCAAAAGGAGGCGCAGACAUCUCUUCAACCAAAGAAAACGACGAAGCGCAUCCGGAGCUCAAACAAAAUUUUAUAGCGAAAAAUUUGAAAAGUUUUGGCUUUUCAAAGAAACAGGAAGCGUCAUCGUCCAACUCGCUGAUGCCGGGCGGAAUGGCACAACAGUUGCAAAUCGGCAGCGGCGGUGGCCUAAUGGAGCGCACAAGGAGCGAGAAGCGCUCGUUUCGAUACAAAAAGUCGAGUGGCGAUGAUAUGCAUUCGGAUGCCGCUGCACUCAUCGAUUUUAAGCGGACGGCUUCGAGCCGUAAAAAGAAGCCGUGCCUUACUAAAGAAGAAGAAGAACAAAUCAUUGCCGAAUAUCACUAUACGGGAGCUACAACAAACAUUCAUCCAUUGUUGUCGUCGCUUAUAAACUACACACAUCCGGUCAAAUUUUCAGGAUUCGACGUGGCUGAAAGCAACAAUCUUCACUUUCAUAUGUCAUCAUUCUCUGAAUCUGCCGGUCUUGGCUACCUCAAACAAUCUGCACCUGAAUUUGUCAACUAUAACAAACGGCAACUGAGUCGAAUCUACCCGAAAGGAGCGAGAGUCGAUUCGAGCAAUUUUUUGCCUCAAAUUUUCUGGAACGCCGGAUGCCAAAUGGUAUCGCUCAAUUUUCAAACACCCGACGUCUACAUGCAACUGAAUAUGGGCAAAUUUGAAUACAAUGGUGGAUCGGGAUACUUGCUGAAGCCAGAUUUUCUUAGACGACCCGAUAGGACAUUCGAUCCGUUUUCUGAAUCACCUGUCGACGGAGUCAUUGCGGCUCACUGUAGUGUUAGGGUAAUUUCGGGGCAAUUCCUAUGUGAUCGAAAAAUUGGAACUUAUGUGGAAGUUGAAAUGUACGGAUUGCCGACUGACACUAUAAGAAAAGAACACAAAACGAAAGUUGUUCCUGCGAAUGGCCUGAAUCCGGUGUACAAUGAAGAUCCAUUUGUAUUCCGCAAAGUAGUUUUGCCUGAGCUCGCAGUUCUUCGAUUUGCUGUAUACGAUGAGAACGGAAAACAACUCGGACAACGAAUAUUGCCUCUGGACGGCCUUCAGGCUGGCUACAGGCACAUUUCUCUACGAUCGGAUACAAAUCAGAGCAACAUCCUCACUCCGGUUCUUUUUGUGCAGAUCGUCAUUAAGACUUAUGUGCCCGAUGAAUUGAGCGGUCUCGUCGACGCUCUCGCCGACCCUCGAGCUUAUUUCUCGGAACAGAAGAAGCGAACCGAAGCGCUAGCACAUAUGGGCGUAGACGACAGCGAUAUUGUAGAGGUACCAAGUGCACGAAACACGGCAAUGAAGAACGUUAAGCAGCCCCCAAGACAAAACGGUUCAUCUGCUGAUCUUCUAGCUAACAAUUCGGCUCCAGGAACAGCAAGAUCAGAACAGUCAACGAGUAUGACAACUAGCACCUCGAGAACUGCUGUUGAACCAGCAGCCCCCGUUGCCGUUGACAAGUUCAAGGUCGAUCCCAUUGAAGUUGAAGAUUUGCGCCGAGACAAGGCGUUCUUAAAGUUGUUGAAGAAGUUCCAGAAAGAUUUGGAAGACUUGCGCAAGAAGCAUCAGAAGCAGCGUGACAGCAUCCAGAAGCAACAGCCACGCAGGAACUCGUCAUUUAACUGGAUUCAAACGAACGUCGACAAGUUAAUUACUAAUAACCGACGAUCGACAAAGAAGGAGAAAGGAUCACGUCGAUCGUUGACUGCUUCGAUUUCGAGUGGAUGCGGUGGUUCGACGACGGCUAGUGCACAUUCAUCGGCUAGUGCUGCUACUGCCUGCCAUUCGGACGGAACCGCGUCGCCGGCAACGGCAAGCAGUCCGGUUCCAACCGAUUUGAUUAACAAUGAUCGGGUGCGAUCGUUAGUCAAUACUCAAACUGACGAAUGGUCCGCGAUGGUUCGACGUCACGACGGAGAGGAGUUUGAGUUGCGCAAGGCGCAUCUCAAGGAGCAAUAUGAGCUUCUCAAGAAGUUGAUGAUCGAAGCCCAGAAGAACCAAAUGCAAGCCCUUAAACUGCGUCUUGAAGCUGAAGGAAAGGAUUUGAAACAAACUCAGACAAAGAAGAGCAUGGAAGACGCAAAAGUUAUCCAGUUGGAUAAAGGAAUUAAAACAAAAGCUGAGAGAGAUCGACGAGUCAAAGAGCUCAACGAGAAGAACUUGAAAAUGUUUGUUGAGGAGAGAAAGCGAUUGGCAAUGAAAGCUCAGAAGCAUGAAGAACAACUAGCAAAGAGGCAUGCUGAUCAACUCGAACAACUUGAUAAGGAUGCGCAAAGAGCAUUGGAGCAGGAAGAAGCGAACUACCGCGAAGAGCAGCUUGCCGCCCAACCAUCGACCGUAGUCUAA
Molecule: messenger RNA, 2553 nt
Organism: Caenorhabditis bovis
Lineage: Eukaryota; Metazoa; Nematoda; Chromadorea; Rhabditida; Rhabditidae
Source: the annotation of a GenBank genome assembly